Molecule: messenger RNA, 1716 nt
Organism: Phoenix dactylifera (date palm)
Lineage: Eukaryota; Viridiplantae; Streptophyta; Magnoliopsida; Arecales; Arecaceae
Product: cation/H(+) antiporter 15
Biological process (GO): regulation of pH; proton transmembrane transport
Cellular component (GO): membrane; endomembrane system
Molecular function (GO): antiporter activity
Source: RefSeq, a predicted model, not a curated record
ACAAUACCGACCGUGUCCGGCACCGAUCGAUGCCCUGCCGAAGCGUUCGCCGCCAUCGCGUUGCGAUUAGGAAGAGAGAAGAAGGGAUUUUGACUUCCGGCGAUCGGGUCCGGCGGCAAUGGCAUUGGCGGAGGGAUUGGUGCCGAUCACCAGGGCCUUUCUCGCCCGCUAUUACGACAAGUGCCCCCUCCCUCCGCUCUCCGACGACGUCCCCCGACUAACCGCCGAGCUCCGGGGCUUCGUCGACGGCCUCUUGAGGGAACUCGCCCCCACCUUUGGUGAGGAAUUAGUGGUGAAUGAAGCCAACCGUGAACCUCCCCAUAAAAUUGAUGAGAACUUGUGGAAGAACAGAGAACACAUUGAAGAAAUUCUGUUUUUGCUCGAGGAUUCUCAUCGACCAAGAUCGCUUCAAGAAAAAGCGACGCCUGAAGAUAUGGAUAUUGCUGCUGUCUUUGGAGAUAUUGAAGCCAAGUUUAAAACUAGUUUGAAGACACUGGAGGCAUUCCAACUAAGAAAUGCUGACAAUAUAUUUAGUACAGUUAUGACCUACAUGCCCCAAGACUUUCGAGGCUCUCUCAUUAGGCAGCAAAGAGAGCGCUCAGAGAAAAAUAGGCAAGCUGAGAUUGAUGCUUUGGUUAAUUCUGGUGGAAGCAUACGUGAUCGAUAUGCUUUACUGUGGAAGCAGCAAAUGGAGAGACGGAGACAAUUGGCUCAGCUUGGUUCAGCAGCAGGUGUAUACAAGGCGCUUGUUAAAUACUUGGUUGGGGUACCACAGGUUUUAUUAGAUUUCUUACGACAGAUCAACGAUGAUAAGGGACCCAUGGAAGAACAACGACACCGUUAUGGACCACCUUUGUAUAGCCUUACAAAAAUGGUGCUCUCUAUUAGACUGUUUCUGCUUCUUUCCUGGGGGCGUUUUGAGUCAAGAAAACUAGAGAUGGAUCAAGUAUCUAUCAUACAGCAAGCCGUGCAUGUCUACACCUCUGAGCUUGAGAAAUUCAUCAAAUUUAUAGGUGAGGUGUUUGCAAAUUCUCCAUUCUUAAUAUCAGCAGAGGAUGCAGGUGCUGCUGAAUCAAGGAAAAGUGAUGAAUACAAAGAAACCAUGAUUCCUCCAGGAAAAACACAUGAGGUUAUUUUGACAGUUGAAUCUGUAAAUUCGUAUAUUGCUUGGGAUUUUGCUUUGAUACAAGGGACACUUAGCCUGGAUAUUGGUUUUCGUGUGGAGUAUGUUAGCCCCUCAGGAGAGAUAACAAUGAUCUUACCCUAUCAACGUUAUGAGUCUGACCAAGGAAAUUUCUGCACAAUCUUGGCCGGAUCCUACAAACUCAUAUGGGAUAAUUCCUAUUCGACAUUUUUCAAAAAGAGCUUGCGGUACAAGGUGGAUGCUAUACCCCCUGUUGUGGAAUCGCCGCAGCUUCUUGCUGAAUCAGGAUAAAUUCAUCUUUCUGAACAGCUGGAGAGGUACUCUAUUAAACCACUCCUUGAUGCUAUAAUCCAAUUCUUUUUGCACUAUUUCUUUGUACCCUGGAUUGAAAUAUAUGAAUCACCAAUCUUGGGGUUGAGACUUUAUUGCUAUGUCAGCAAAAUCUGUAUUCUGUAUGCAUGUGUACUUUUGUCCCCACUCACCAAUGAACUUUGUGUACAUAAAUUUAAGUCAUGACAUUGAUAUUAUCUUCUUCCAUGCACUUCAUUUGGACAUGUUAUUCGGAAUUCUGA